Messenger RNA from Diversispora eburnea, 441 nucleotides. The record is from the annotation of a GenBank genome assembly. NCBI's taxonomy places the organism in Eukaryota, Fungi, Glomeromycota, Glomeromycetes, Diversisporales, Diversisporaceae.
AUGCCAAAUAAAAACGAGAGACUUACUCAAAUGGCAACCACUCCUUCAUCUCAAAUGGCAACCACUCCUUCAUCUUCUUCAACUCCAUCUUCACCUUCUUCACCUUCUUUAACAACUCUUAUUGAUUUUAAUUUGUAUGAUGAUGAUAGUAAUUUCGAUUCAAAGCAAGUAAUGUUCCCCUUGUUUGAGACAGAGACUUCUGAAAUUCCUUUGGACGAAAACAUUCAUGAAAUCCAACCAGCAACAAUCGACAAUAAUAUUGAAAAGAAAUUCGAAACUUCAAUACCUAUUACCGAACAAAAUGUUAUCCAACCUAAUUUUAACGAAAACAAAUCCCAUUCCCUUAUGAAUAGUGACGAUAUUAUCCCCAAAUAUCAAUCCUUAAAAUGGGAGCAUUUGGGUAAAUCCGACAUUAUCCAAUCAUCCAAAAAAUCUUAUUAA